This is a messenger RNA of Mytilus trossulus (common blue mussel), 4323 nucleotides long. RefSeq lists its product as uncharacterized. Lineage: Eukaryota; Metazoa; Mollusca; Bivalvia; Mytilida; Mytilidae. Bases 73 to 4290 code for a protein of 1405 amino acids. Gene Ontology annotation, biological process: carbohydrate metabolic process. The transcript has a single exon. The record is from RefSeq and is a predicted model, not a curated record.
UUGUCAUUAAACAUUACCAAUGGUUGUAAAAUUAUAAAUACAUGCAGUUCUCGCAAUUCUGUUGUAAGUAGAAUGUUGCACUGGAUAAUAUGGACGAUAAUCUUAUGUUUAUUAACAAUAGAAACUUUUGGACAGAAUGAAUGUUCCCAAAACACUAACUGUAAAUUACCAAACUGUUUCUGUGCCACGACUAAACAUCAUUUACCAGUGGAUCAAAUACCACAGAUAGUCUAUUUCGCUUUUGACGAUGAAAUAGACAAAACAAUUGGAAGCCAUUACGAGAGAUUGUUCCAUCCAAGCAGGAAGAAUCCGAAUGGCUGUCCAGUUACCAUGUCAAUGUUUGCUACUAACAAAGGUACAGAUUAUGAUGCUAUGGAUAAACUAUAUUCUAUGGGAAUGGAAAUAGGAUCACAUAAUACAAAACAUAUGACAACUAAAGACAUAAUUUCUAACGAAACUCGGUCACAACAAAAUUAUAUAGGUCAGAUGACUAACAUCCCACCAGAGUCUAUCAUCGGAUUUAGGAGCCCUUAUUUGGCCAGUGCAGGCGAUGACCAGAUAGAGGCACUUAAUGGAAAUGGAUUUAAAUAUGAUAUUUCAUAUACAUUUACACGUAGACCAGAAUCUAGUUCGAAUAUAUGGCCGUUUACGUUAGAUUAUGGAUGGAAAUAUCCAUGUAACAUAAAUCCAUGUCCGAAGCAAUCACACCCCGGUUUCUGGGAGGUACCAAUAAAUUCUAUGUGGGAUUACAUUCAUACUGAUAUAUGUGCCUAUGCCGAUAGCUGUACAUAUUCACCGCCAUCAGCAAAUGCAAUGUUUAAAUAUCUAUGGAGUAAUUUCAAUAAUUCAUAUUCGCAAAAUAAAGCUCCUUUUGGCAUCCAUUUACAUGGUCGAUGGCUAAAUGAUGGAUUGCGUUUAUGGGCAGUCGACAAGUUUAUCCGAGAACUUCUCAAACUCCCAGAUGUUUAUAUUGUAUCCGUGAAGAAGAUGUUGCAAUGGAUGGCAUAUCCAGCUAAACUUUCAGAACUUCAGCUUUUUGAACCUUGGAAAUGUGCAACAGAUGAUGGAUUUAUUCCUCCUUUAAAUCCCUUACCAGCAAGAUGUGAACAAGGUGUGAACUGUCAGCUACCGAAUUGCGUCUGUGAUCAAUUGCAACAUGAAAUGACAACUUUUGAAAUUCCUCAAAUGGUUUAUUUUGCUUUUGACGGACCUAUUGAUGGGACGGUUGGUCGUUACUUUAAAACUCUUUUUGAUCAGUCACGAAGAAAUCCGAAUGGGUGUCCAAUCCGAUUCAGUUUGUUUUUGUCGCAUGAAAAUACGAAUUAUAACGAAGUACAAGAACUAUAUGACAAUGGAGCGGAAAUUGGAACAAAUGGACUUGGUAAGAAUUAUCUUGCUACUAAAGAAUCAGUUUUAAACGAAGCAAUGAAGAUGAAACAAAACAUUAUUCUAAAUACUGAAAUUCCAGAUUCGGAGAUCAAAGGUUUCAGAAGUCCAUAUCUUUCAACAGCUGGUGAUGGACAAGUAGAAGCAUUAAAAAAAGCAGGAUACAACUACGAUAUAUCUUAUACAUUUACACGACGACCUUAUAAUUCAUUGAAUGCCUGGCCAGUAACAUUAGACUAUGGUUGGCCCUACAUAUGUAAUAUAGAACCAUGUCCUGUUAACUCACAUAAAGGCUUCUGGGAAGUACCUGUUAAUUCGUUAUACGAUUGGACGAAUACCGAUAUCUGUACGUAUGCAGAUGAAUGUCGGAAUCAACCCAAUACAGAAGAUGAAACAUAUCAAUAUCUGAUGGAUAAUUUCAUGAAUAGUUACCGAGGAAACAAAGCUCCAUUCGGGAUUCACUUGCAUCCUCGAUGGUUCCAUAUACAUCGAUAUUUACGUGGAGUUAACCGCUUUAUUAAAGAGUUAGUUAAAAAGAAAGAUGUCUAUAUUAUAUCGGUAAGCGAUGUUCUUGAGUGGAUGAAAGAUCCCGUUUCACUUGAAAAAAUCAAUAAAUUCUCAAAUUGGAAAUGUCCGACCAUUAACAAAAAUGCCUUACCGCCACCAGCUCUUCCCGAUUCAGUAUCUGAGUGUACAAAUGGUAUUAACUGUCGCUUACCCAAUUGUUUUUGUCCAACAUUUGAUCAUCCAAUGGCAACAUCCGACAUUCCGCAAAUCGUUUAUGUUGCUUUUGACGACGAAGUAACUUUAAAGUAUUCUGGAUAUUACUUCAAUUUGUUUGGUCCUUCGAUGAGAAAUCCGAACAAUUGUUCGAUGACGUUUACUUUAUUUACCAUAAACAAGGGGACUGAUUAUUCGUUUAUAGAAUACUUCUAUAAGAAAGGUAACGAAAUAGCUUCGCAUGGGGCUAAUAACAUACCAACAAAUUCUAAAAUUACCGUAUUAUCAGAAGCUGGUUCUCAAAAACAAAAUAUUCUAGACAAUACAAAUGUAACUGCAGGUGAAGUUACUGGAUUUCGUAGUCCUCAGUUAUCCACAGCUGGGGACGAUCAACUUGAUGUUCUCGAAAAACUUGGCUACAAAUAUGAUGCCUCUUACACCUUUACAAGAAGACCAAAACAUGGUAAGAAUGCAUGGCCAUUUACUGCGGACUAUGGGUGGCCAUAUGAUUGUAACAUUCCACCUUGUCCGUUCUAUUCACAUAAAGGAUUCUGGAUGGUACCUGUUAAUUCAAUGUGGGAUUAUAAAAAUGAAUCUAUAUGCACGUUUGCCGACGAAUGUAAAAAUCAACCAUUAACUGAAAAAGAUGUGUUUGAUUAUCUGUGGGAUAACUUUCAGAAUUCGUACAAAGGGAAUAGAGCGCCCUUUGGAAUACAUUUGCACCCAAUGUGGUUAAAUAGCAUUAAAAAUAUUAUAGGGUUAAGGAGGUUUAUUGACAAAAUAUCCCAAUUGAAUGAUGCUUAUGUUGUUUCUAUUGCCAAAGCACUUGAAUGGAUGAAAAAUCCAACAAAGUUACAAGACAUUAAAAGUUUUCGUCCAUGGAUGUGUUCAGAUUCAAAUCCAAUUAUCAACCAAAAACCAACAACAGUCCCUGAUCCAAUUAAUCCAACCAUUCAAUCAAAUCAUGAUCGAUCACUGUUAGAUCAAACAUUAUCAUCGACUAUUGAUCAAGCAAAUACACAAGAUCAAGUUCAACUUGAAACUGUUGCAAACUCUAUGACAUCAAUGGUUACUGACCCCACAAUGGGUGUUCCUAUUCAUAUGCCUUUAUCAAAAACACCAGAUAUUGAGUCAGUAUUGUCGUUUGCCAAAUUUGAUAGAGGCGUAAAACCUAUUGUUCAAAAUAUUGCAUCCACUGAACAUUUUAGGAAUCCUGCAGUUAGUGAAAUAUUCCAACUAACCAAUACAAAAGAGAAAAUAUCCACUUUAAAGAACAAUUCACAACUUGACAUUGGGCAAUGUGUUCAAGGACAUUCAUGUACACUACCAUUUUGUUAUUGUAAAGGUCAAAAUGUUCCGCUUAAGUUGCCUAAAUUAGCAACUCCACAAAUGGUGUUUCUUGCAUUCGACGGAACUUUAAAUCACGCCGAUCACGGACCCUACCUCAAUCUGCUUGAAAACAAGAAAAAUCCGAAUAACUGUUCAAUAUCUGCGACGUUCUUCGUAAACCAAAAAGGUUCUAACGUUACAGCCAUUAAAGACAUGCAUGACCGAGGUUAUGAGAUCGCUAUGAGAGGAAACUAUGUUUUACGACCUAGCAACGCAUCAAUGCUGGAAUCUGAAAUAGCCGAUCAGAUUGCCGAAUUAAGUAGUCAUGGUAUCAAUGACGUAGUUGGUUGGAAGACAGUUGGUUACACCAAACUUACGGAUGAUUUUAAAUAUGUUCUUAAGAAAUAUGCUUUUCUCUACGAUUCUACAAAUUAUUUUGACAAUGAAAAUAAUUUAUGGCCUUAUACAUUGGACUUUGGACCUACAAAUAGUUCAUUAUUAUGGGAGAUUCCAAAUUUAGCUUUAACUGAUUAUCUUGGUGUAUACCAGUGUCAGUACGCAGACGGUUGCUUUAAUAGUCCGGAUACGACUAAUGCCACGUUUACUUUUUUGUGGAAUAAUUUCAAAAAACACUAUGUUAAUGGAAAUCGAGCUCCAUUUGGGAUAAGUAUGAGGAAAACGUGGCUAUCACAUCCAUUCUACAGUAAAAAUCUUGAAGGAUUAAAGUUAUUUUUGAAAGCUAUACUUUCCAGUCAAGAUGUUUAUAUUGUAUCUGUGAAAAAGGUACUUGAAUGGAUGGAAAAUCCCUUACCAUUAGCAGACAUUCCACGCAGUAACCUAUGGACGUGCACAUAAUCUAUUCUAGGAAAUAUAUAUAUUUUAUUUUUA